GGAGGGGUGGGGAGGUGGCGCCUGCGCAGUGCGCCUCGGAGGAGCUGUGUGUAUGUGAGAGUCUGACGGGUUCAAAAUGGCGGCGGCUGCUUCAGCGGCUCCUCCUGUGUGAGGGAAACAACACCCCUCCCCGGCAGCGGCAGCGGCGGCGGCGGCUCGCGGAGCACCUUCCCAGCGGCUGGGCCUGUCGCCGCUCUGUCUUUCCUGGGCAGGGGGCGCUCCGGGAGGAGGGGCAACGCCAGGGGGCCCAUCCCCCGGAAUCCCUCCUCUGCGACUGGGGAGUAGCCGGGGGGCUCGUCCCGCAGCGCGGAGCCGGAGCUGAGGGGGAGACGCGAGGGGAGCCAGGGCCCCCAUCCCGGCGCGCCGCGCCGCUCCCGCCCUGUCCGCCCCCCGGGGCCGGGGCCCGCGUUCCGGGGGGCCGGGGCGGCGCGGGGAGCCUCGGGCCGGCCGGUCUCAGCUGAUCGGCCGCUGCUCCCGGAGGCGACCAGCCCCUGCUGGCCGAGGGCACGGCGAGGAGGGCGCUCCCUGCGGCCGGGGCCGGCCCGGGGCUCGGGCCCGGGCUGCUGACCGCUGGCCUGGGGGAGGCGGGGGCGCCCCGGGCUCGGCGCCGAGGGGUCGCGCUCCCCUCUCCUGACGCCUCCGACUCCCGGUCUCCAAAGCCAGAAGAGGAGGUUUGAUUCAGCAACUGUUUGCUCCCUUUUCCUGGUCGCUCUGACCCUCUCUGGUUACUGGGUUGAUCCACGGAAAAACCGAAGACGACGUUUGGGAUUUAAUUAUUCCUCUCAGCUUUGGAAUCUUUUACUUCUCACUUGGACAAGAACUCAAGAGCAGAAUCUCCGUGUUGCAAUCUGGUUCCUAAGGAGGAAGAGGAAGGCAGCCCUGGAGUGGUUUCUUUACAGUAAUUUCAACAGAAGAGUGAGAGAUGGAACCCGAAGAAGAAAGGAUUCGUUACAGCCAGAGAUUGCGUGGUACCAUGCGACGACGCUAUGAAGAUGAUGGCAUUUCAGAUGAUGAAAUUGAAGGAAAAAGAACUUUUGACUUGGAAGAGAAACUGCACACCAACAAAUAUAAUGCCAAUUUUGUUACUUUUAUGGAAGGAAAAGAUUUUAAUGUAGAGUAUAUUCAGCGGGGUGGCUUGAGAGAUCCUCUGAUUUUCAAGAAUUCUGAUGGACUCGGAAUAAAAAUGCCGGAUCCAGACUUCACUGUGAAUGAUGUCAAAAUGUGUGUGGGGAGUCGUCGCAUGGUGGAUGUCAUGGACGUGAACACACAGAAAGGCAUUGAAAUGACCAUGGCUCAGUGGACACGCUACUAUGAGACCCCAGAGGAGGAGCGAGAGAAACUCUAUAAUGUCAUCAGCCUCGAGUUUAGCCACACCAGGCUGGAGAAUAUGGUGCAGAGGCCCUCCACGGUGGAUUUCAUUGACUGGGUAGACAACAUGUGGCCAAGGCACUUGAAGGAAAGCCAGACUGAAUCAACCAAUGCCAUCUUGGAGAUGCAGUACCCUAAAGUGCAGAAGUACUGUCUAAUGAGUGUUCGAGGCUGCUAUACUGACUUCCAUGUGGACUUUGGUGGUACCUCUGUUUGGUAUCACAUCCAUCAAGGGGGAAAGGUCUUCUGGCUCAUCCCCCCUACAGCCCACAACCUGGAGCUGUACGAGAAUUGGCUGCUGUCAGGGAAACAGGGAGACAUCUUUCUGGGUGACCGGGUGUCAGAUUGUCAGCGCAUUGAGCUCAAGCAGGGCUAUACCUUCGUCAUUCCCUCAGGCUGGAUUCAUGCUGUGUAUACUCCUACAGACACAUUAGUGUUUGGGGGCAAUUUUUUGCAUAGCUUCAACAUCCCUAUGCAGUUAAAAAUAUACAACAUUGAAGAUCGGACACGGGUUCCAAAUAAGUUUCGCUAUCCAUUCUACUAUGAGAUGUGUUGGUAUGUGUUGGAGCGCUAUGUGUACUGCAUAACCAACCGUUCCCACCUAACCAAGGAAUUUCAGAAAGAGUCCCUCAGCAUGGAUUUGGAGUUAAAUGGGUUGGAGUCUGGGAAUGGGGACGAGGAAGCAGUGGAUCGAGAACCCCGACGCUUGAGCAGCAGGCGUUCUGUCCUCACUAGCCCUGUAGCGAAUGGAGUCAACCUGGAUUAUGAUGGACUGGGCAAAACCUGCCGAAGUCUUCCAAGUCUGAAGAAAACUUUGUCUGGGGACUCAUCUUCUGACUCUAGCCGGGGCUCCCACAAUGGACAAGUGUGGGAUCCCCAGUGUGCUCCCCGAAAGGACAGGCAAGUGCAUCUGACCCAUUUUGAGCUUGAAGGCCUUCGCUGCCUUGUAGAUAAGUUGGAGUCUCUGCCACUGCACAAGAAAUGUGUCCCCACAGGGAUAGAAGAUGAAGAUGCUCUCAUUGCUGAUGUAAAGAUUUUGCUGGAGGAGCUUGCCAACAGUGAUCCCAAGUUAGCCCUCACUGGAGUUCCUAUAGUACAGUGGCCAAAAAGGGAUAAGCUUAAAUUCCCCACUCGGCCAAAGGUGCGGGUUCCUACCAUCCCCAUUACGAAGCCUCACACUAUGAAACCAGCUCCACGGUUAACACCUGUGAGGCCAGCUGCUGCCUCCCCGAUUGUGUCAGGAGCCAGACGGAGACGAGUGCGAUGUCGAAAAUGCAAAGCCUGUGUGCAAGGAGAGUGUGGUGUUUGCCACUACUGCAGAGACAUGAAGAAGUUUGGGGGGCCUGGACGCAUGAAGCAGUCCUGUGUCCUCCGACAGUGCUUGGCACCCAGACUGCCUCAUUCAGUCACAUGUUCCCUCUGUGGAGAGGUGGAUCAGAAUGAAGAGACACAAGACUUUGAGAAGAAACUCAUGGAAUGCUGUAUCUGCAAUGAGAUUGUUCAUCCUGGCUGCCUCCAGAUGGAUGGAGAGGGGUUGCUUAAUGAAGAAUUGCCAAAUUGCUGGGAAUGUCCAAAGUGCUACCAGGAGGACAGCUCGGAGAAAGCCCAGAAGCGGAAAAUGGAAGAGAGUGACGAAGAAGCUGUGCAAGCCAAAGUCCUGCGGCCCCUGCGGAGCUGCGAUGAGCCUCUCACGCCCCCGCCUCAUUCACCCACUUCCAUGCUGCAGCUCAUCCAUGACCCGGUUUCCCCCCGGGGUAUGGUGACUCGGUCAUCCCCUGGGGCUGGCCCCAGCGACCACCACAGUGCCAGCCGCGAUGAGCGCUUCAAACGGCGGCAGUUGCUGCGGCUGCAGGCCACAGAGCGCACCAUGGUACGGGAAAAGGAGAACAAUCCCAGCGGCAAAAAGGAGCUGUCUGAAGUUGAGAAAGCCAAGAUCCGGGGAUCGUACCUCACUGUCACGCUACAGAGGCCCACCAAAGAGCUCCACGGGACAUCCAUUGUGCCCAAGCUGCAGGCCAUCACGGCCUCCUCUGCCAACCUUCGCCAUUCCCCCCGUGUGCUAGUGCAGCACUGCCCAGCCCGAACCCCCCAGCGUGGGGAUGAGGAGGGGCUGGGGGGAGAGGAGGAGGAAGAGGAGGAGGAGGAGGAGGAAGAUGACAGUGCAGAGGAGGGGGGUGCAGCCAGGCUGAAUGGCCGGGGCAGUUGGGCUCAGGAUGGAGACGAAAGCUGGAUGCAGCGGGAGGUCUGGAUGUCUGUCUUCCGCUACCUCAGCCGCAGAGAACUUUGUGAAUGUAUGCGAGUGUGCAAGACGUGGUAUAAAUGGUGCUGCGACAAGAGACUUUGGACAAAAAUUGACUUGAGUAGGUGUAAGGCCAUUGUGCCCCAGGCCCUCAGUGGCAUCAUCAAGAGGCAGCCAGUCAGCCUUGACCUCAGUUGGACCAACAUCUCUAAAAAGCAACUGACAUGGCUUGUCAAUAGGCUGCCAGGACUGAAAGACCUCCUCCUAGCAGGCUGCUCCUGGUCUGCAGUCUCUGCCCUCAGCACCUCCAGCUGCCCCCUUCUCAGGACCCUUGAUCUUCGGUGGGCAGUAGGAAUCAAGGACCCUCAAAUUCGGGACUUGCUUACUCCACCGGCUGAUAAACCAGGUCAGGACAAUCGCAGCAAGCUCCGGAACAUGACCGACUUCCGGCUGGCAGGCCUUGACAUCACAGAUGCCACGCUUCGCCUCAUCAUUCGCCACAUGCCCCUCCUGUCUCGACUCGACCUCAGUCACUGCAGCCACCUUACAGAUCAGUCCUCCAAUCUACUCACUGCUGUCGGGUCUUCCACUCGCUACUCUCUCACAGAGCUCAAUAUGGCAGGUUGCAAUAAAUUGACAGACCAGACCCUGAUCUACCUACGGCGCAUUGCCAACGUCACCUUGAUCGACCUUCGAGGAUGCAAGCAGAUCACUCGAAAAGCCUGCGAGCACUUCAUCUCAGACUUGUCCAUCAACAGCCUCUACUGCCUGUCUGACGAGAAGCUGAUACAGAAGAUCAGCUAAGACACACCCAGCCCAGACUCAACAGGAAACCGAUCUUCCCCUGACUCCCCACCGAGGAGAGCCUCUCCUCGACCCUGCACGGGCUCUGAGGCCAGCGUCACACUCCCUCUCUGCUCUCCUGUCCCUUGAGCUCUUCCUCUACAGGUGGGGCAGAGAGGGUGGUGGACACCAGGCUUACCUGCCUGCUCCUCUCCCUCCUAAGGAAAAGGGAGUAGCAGAUUGAUCUGAGGGGAAAGCACAGGCUGUGCUGUCAAGGCGCCUGCUCGCUUACUCGCCUGCCAGGAGGCCGGGCUCUCAGUUUGGGGUGUUUGUGCAACCUUCAUCUGCACUGGGCCCUGUGCCCCUCCUCCCCAUCCAUGGUCCCCAGCAGUGCCUGGUUCUGAGCAAACUCCCAGGGAAGAAAACGGCCCUGUCUCCAUGGCCAGGUUCUUGUGGUGUCUAGUGCGCGUCUCUCCUCCAUCACACUCUCCCGGCUUGCGCAGGAGGGGCCGGCAGCCCCAGGAGUCCCAGACCCGUGCCGAUCACACUGGUGCUGUUGAGAUGUCCCAAACCUCACGUCCUUAACUGUGCUCUCCCUCCUUUCCUCUCCCUUGAGCUUGGUUCUGCCCAGCACUCGUGCUCGUUCAUAUAAUUAGGUUUCCCACCCCAGCCUACCCGACUUACUUGCUAGUCUCUAUGAGGUCCUUAUUGCACUUAUUGGGGUUGAAGCUCUUCAGAGGAGCUGGAACUGUCUACCCCAGGGACACACCCAUUUCGUUGCUACCCAAGUGGAUUCUGAGACAGGCACCAUCUCCUUGUUCCCCCCUCUCUCUUUUGCCUCCCACUGACUGCCCUUUUCCAUGUGUCUUCAUUCUGCCUGAAGAAGGCUUUCCCAGGAUGCACGUCCUCAGAGGGAGCAGCCUAUCUCCCCCAAGCUGGAGGCGGCAGAGGACUGGGCCAAGCCCCAACCUGCCUGUGUCUAGCCCCAGUGGCUCACUGACCUUUCAGGGCAGUCAGGGGGUCCUGCUUAGAAGCCAGUCACCUGCCCUCUGCCUGCAGCCAUGGAAGGGGGUGUGCAUGUGCCUCUGUGUGUGUGGCUGAGUGUAUUCCGCGCGUGUGUGUGGAGGGAGGGAGCGAGGGGAGCAUGGUGUCUCCCGCUCCACCGCCCUUUGUCGAGCCCCAUCAGCUGCCCCCUUUUACUUUGCAUUGAACGGCCUGUCCAAAGAUCCUCUCUCUAGGGCAGCAGAGAGCUUUUUGCACUUUAAAAAAAAAGAAAGAAAGGUCGGAAUUUCUUUUGGGUCAAUAUUUUUAAGUGUGUGAGGAGAUGCUCAGUAGCAGCAGCCUAUGGCAAGAGCUUAUGAUUGAUGCAAAUUUGCACUCUGCUCCCCCUCUGUAAGGAUACUGAUAGCACAACCUCUUCUUCCCCCCACCCCUGCCCCGCCUUCUGGUCCUCCAUCCCUGUCCCUUUCUGGCCCUCUCCCUGUAGCCCAGUCUCAGGCUUUCCUCUUCCUGAAGCCCUACAGAGGUAGGGAAUGGAGCCCAGGCACCAGGGGUCUGAAGUGUGAGCCACUGAGAAGAGAGACGCCAACUGCACCCUUGCCACUUCCAAAGCAAUAGAGGCAGAGUGGUCCCCUCUUUGCCACCUAGGCCAGUUUUGACCCUGGCAUUAACUGGCCUUAGAAGAAACUGGGUCCUGGUAGGGGGUGGCAUUUUGUCUGUUUCUUCCAAUCUGCUGAAUCUUUUGACUGCACCUUACAAACAGCAGUCUGUUCCCAUGACCCUCUGCCCACUUCCAUUGGUCUCCAGGCCCCAAUAAUCUGGGGUUGAAACUUUGAGGAAAUGCCAGUGACUUAUUCCAGAGUGCCUCAGUUAGGGGAACUUCUCUGUAAAGAACCCUGGGUAUUGAGCAAAAACCUUAUUAUUGUUAAUGACCUAUAAUUGGAAGCUUCCUGCCUUUUUCUUUGGUUGCUCCUGUGGAAAAUACUGAAAAGAUUACUUUGUUUUAUUUUGUUGUCUUUUUAUAAAAGGGGAGGUGGAGAGACCCCUUCAGAGCAGGGAUUGUGCCGGGAGAGUGCCUCUGACUUUGGGACAUUUCAUCCACAGAAAUUUCCAAGCCAAUGGUUUCUUUUGGGUUUUGGUUUUUAUGUUUGUUUUUUGGGGUUUGGAAAAACAUGCAUUUUUACCGUGCACGUAAAUUGGUCAGCAGAAAAGGGAGCCCAGAAGAGGCAGCAGAUGGACCAUGCCUUUGCUGGGUUUUCCUUUUCUUUGGGACUGUGAGGGGAAAUGGUUUUUAGAGGUGAGGGUUGGUCCAUGUGGAGGAAAGAAGUGUCUCUGUUGGGGGACAGAGGAACCUGGGGAGUCCAUCGCAUGUCCUACAAUCUGCUCUUAGACACGGCCUUGCCAGGAGAGCCUGCCCUCAGACUGCAGGACCAGAACCCCUGCCUCCAUCUUUCCAAGCACCGGGGCGAAAAACCACAAAGGAAAGGAAGAAAAUUUAUAUAUAUAUAAUAUAAAAUCACUUGGUGAUUAAAAAAAUAACUGCUCCAUAAAUAAAACUCCUAAAGUCACUUAUGUUUAAA
Messenger RNA from Pongo pygmaeus (Bornean orangutan), 6969 nucleotides. RefSeq names its product lysine demethylase 2A (gene KDM2A). The coding region runs from base 923 to 4411 and encodes 1162 amino acids. NCBI's taxonomy places the organism in Eukaryota, Metazoa, Chordata, Mammalia, Primates, Hominidae. Gene Ontology annotation, molecular function: zinc ion binding; DNA binding; protein binding. The transcript has 21 exons. The record is from RefSeq and is a predicted model, not a curated record.